AUGUCGGUCUUCACCCGCCCUUGCUCCUCGUGCCCAAGGCUUCUUACAAACCAUGUCGCUACCCACGCUUGUUCCCGAUCCCUCUCGGUCUCUUGUCGCACAUCCUCCGCCAAUCGAAGGUCGCAGGACUUUGGCUCCGGCUACACCAGCAGUUAUGAUCCCGAAGAGUCCGGCCGGGGCCCAAUGUUCAGCAAGCCGAGCUUCGGAGUACCCCAGUUCUACCCGCGCGACCUAAAGAGACGUCUCGAUGAAUUCGUCGUGGGCCAGGAGCGGGCCAAGAAGACCACGACAUCAGUCGUAUUUAAUCAUUACCAGGGCCAGAGACGAAGACGAAAUUUAGAGGACGAGAAAAGGGUAGCAGAGGAACGGUUGCUUCGCCAGCAGCACUUCCAGCGCGCCCGGCGCGAGCCCCACCCGGUCGAAGGUCAGGAGCACCGCGAAUCGGAACCUGAACGUCAGCCAAAUGCUGACAAUUUGGCGUAUAAAGAUGACUUCCCAGGCCACCAUGUGUCUGUUCAAGGACUUCACGAGCAGAAUCCUUCUUUUGUGGAAGAGUUUCUUCGGGACGAUGCGAGAGAUAGCAGACAUGUGACGAUUCAAAAGUCGAAUCUGCUGUGUAUAGGGCCGACAGGUGUUGGAAAAACUUACAUUGUAGAACAUCUCAAUGUGCCCUUUACAAUCAGCGACUGCAACUCCUUCACACAAGCCGGAUACAUCGGACAGGACGUGGAAGCCUGCAUAGAACGAUUGCUAAUCGAGGCAGACUACGAUGUGAGCGCGGCGGAAAACGGCAUCGUGGUUCUGGAUGAGUUUGACAAGCUCGCAAGAAGAGAAUCGGUCAAUGGAAGGGACGUAGGAGGCGAAGGCGUGCAACAGGCACUCUUGAAGCUGGUAGAAGGCUCCAAGGUCACUGUUAACGUCAAGGAUCAUAGGUCCUCCAGAUCCUCAAGUCCGAUCACGAGCAACUACAAUGGCGGAAGCCAAACAUCUCAACCCAGCCCACCGUCCGGCCCAAGAGUCGAGCAGGUUACCAUUGACACAACGAACAUAUUAUUCAUUUUCUGUGGCGCAUUUGUUGGCCUGGACAAGGUUGUGUUGAGGCGCGUGGCAAAGCCCACGAUAGGCUUUGGCUCUGAGCCCAUUAGGAACGGGGAUGCUUUGCCUCAAGAGAUGUAUGCGCAUCUGCCCCACCAGCCGCACAUCGUCAAGCCUGGGACCAGCGGGUUCACACCUCUGGACUUGACUACACCUGCCGAUCUGCAGGCGUUCGGCUUCAUUCCCGAGCUUAUUGGGCGUAUACACAACAUAUGCGCACUCACCCCUCUCUCGCUAGACGAGCUGCUACGGAUCCUGACGGAGCCGCGUAACAGCCUCGUUGCGCAAUAUAAGGCGCUUUUCGAGACCUACCCAAGUCGCCUCUUCUUCACAAGUCGGGCGUUGUACGCCAUCGCCGAGCGGGCUGCAAAGAAUGAGACUGGUGCUCGAGGCCUAAAAAUGGAAAUGGAACGUGUGCUCGCAGAGCCCAUGUUUGAUGCCCCGAUGCCUUAUGUCGUCAUCGACGAGGCUUGCGUGAAGGGCAAUUCAAAAGCCAGGUACUGGGGCAAGGAUGGACGACUUGAGGUCGACAGAUUACUGCGGGCGGAGAGCGACGUGAGCCAGCGAACCGGUGAUCAUGCGUCACAAAGCUACCAGCCAUACCGGGAGGCCAGUCAGGGAGGGGCUUAA
Pyricularia pennisetigena is the source of this 1725-nucleotide messenger RNA. RefSeq lists its product as uncharacterized. The transcript is spliced from 2 exons. Bases 1 to 1725 code for a protein of 574 amino acids. Gene Ontology annotation, cellular component: mitochondrial matrix. Gene Ontology annotation, molecular function: ATP hydrolysis activity; ATP binding. The record is from RefSeq and is a predicted model, not a curated record. Gene Ontology annotation, biological process: protein catabolic process; proteolysis. Lineage: Eukaryota; Fungi; Ascomycota; Sordariomycetes; Magnaporthales; Pyriculariaceae.